This is a messenger RNA of Eptesicus fuscus (big brown bat), 3863 nucleotides long. It is a transcript of the gene KLF11, whose product is annotated as KLF transcription factor 11. Gene Ontology annotation, molecular function: RNA polymerase II cis-regulatory region sequence-specific DNA binding; DNA-binding transcription factor activity, RNA polymerase II-specific. Bases 19 to 1881 code for a protein of 620 amino acids. Lineage: Eukaryota; Metazoa; Chordata; Mammalia; Chiroptera; Vespertilionidae. The record is from RefSeq and is a predicted model, not a curated record. Gene Ontology annotation, biological process: regulation of transcription by RNA polymerase II. The transcript is spliced from 4 exons.
UUUACACUCCGGGGGCCCAUGGAGUUCAGCCUCCGGCCCCAAAGUUCUGCUGGACGGCCGUGGGGAAGGCUCCAGAACGUGGCCCAAAAUGCACCCGCAGGGACGCCCUCCCGGUGGCUUUGCCAACUCGGAAGAGCCGUGCCCUCGUCUCAGCCCACCAGCAGGCGUGGGUGGAGCCCGUGUCCCUUCCUCCGGUGUGAUGAGCCGCUUUGGCUCCCACCUCUGGAGUUAACGUCUAGCCAUCCGUUUCCAAAGAACAGGGCCGUCAUGUCAGGAGCCUUUUUAAGAACCGGGGUUUUCUGUGGAAACGCCUUGCCCCCCACGCCCAGUCAUCGGAACACGGGCCUGAAAGCAAAGUGGCCGGAACGUUCCGGUGGCAUCUCUCCCCGGAGCGGAGCGUGCUGGGAGUGGCGUGUGGUCGACAUCGUGGACAUGUGCGAGUCCAUCCUGGAGAGGAAGCGGCGUGACAGCGAGCGGUCUGCGUGCAGCCUCUUGGAGCUGAAUGACAUCGAAGCUGUCGAGGCUCUUGUUUGCAUGAGCUCCUGGGGUCAAAGGUCCCAGCCCGGCGACCCGUGGAAGAUCAGACCCCUCACGCCCGUGUCUGACUCUGGGGAUGUCACCACCCCCGCGCUGGUGGGCGGAGCCGCACCCGAGCUGCCGAAGGACUUCCCCGCCUUGUCGACGCUGUGCAUGACUCCUCCUCAGAGCCCCGACCUCACGGAGCCGCUGACGAGAACACCGGUUCCUUCCCAAGCACCUGAUGCCAAAGCAGCCGGCGCCCUGAGCCGGAGGGAGGAGCGGAGCCUGCAGGGUUUGAAGCCAGAGCUGCCGGAGCCGGCGUCUGGCGCCCCCUGCAGGGCUGUGGUGGCCAGUGCCACCCCCCACGCCCUGGGGAGUCCUGCUCCUGGCCACAUUCCUGCCACCCCGACUCCAGACCACAGGGGAGGAGCAGCACCGCUUCGGGGACGCGGGGGAGCUUUGCAGGACGCGCACCUCGGAGACCCUUCCCUCACCUUGAACUCGGGGCCGUGCCCGCCUCCCUCCAAGAAGCCUGGGGCCCCGGGCCCCCCCCACCAAGGCCAGCAGGCAGGUCAGCCAGUUGCAGUGCCACCCUACUCACCAAAGAACUACGAAAAUGACUUGCCAGGGAGCACCCCGCCUCUGACCUCGGUCCCCGCCCCCAGCCCUCCCGUCCUCUGCCACAUGAUCCCCGUGACUGGACAACGUGGCAUGUUGCCGGCGUUUUUGAAGGCCCCUCCCCCCGUGUCCGCCGGGACGGUCACACCCAUCCUGCCCCAGGCUGCUCCAGGGCCCCCACCUGUGCUCAUGGGCCCGCCGGUGCCUCAGGGCGCUGUGAUGCUGGUCCUGCCCCAGGGGGCGCUCCCCCAGCCCGCCUCCUGCUCCCCGGCGGGUGUCCUGGCUGCGGGGAGUACCAGGUUGCUGCCUCUUGCCCCGGCCCCGGUGUUCCUCGCCACCAGUCACAGCGGUGCCGCUCAGGUGGACUUCUCCCGAAGGAGGAACUACGUUUGCAACUUCCCGGGCUGCCGGAAGACCUACUUCAAAAGCUCCCACCUCAAGGCUCACCUCCGCACCCACACAGGGGAGAAGCCGUUCCGCUGCAGCUGGGACGGCUGCGACAAGAAGUUCGCGCGCUCGGACGAACUGUCCCGCCACCACCGCACGCACACCGGGGAGAAGAAGUUCGCGUGCCCCGCGUGCGACCGGCGCUUCAUGCGCAGCGACCACCUGACCAAGCACGCCCGGCGGCACGUGACCACCAAGAAGCCCCCUGGCUGGCAGGCAGAGGUUGGCAAACUGAGCAGAAUCGCCUCGGCCGAGAAACCCGGGAGCCCGCUGGUGAGCAGGCCGGCCUCGGCCUGAAGGGCCGGCGGGGAGCUGCCUGGGAACUUGAAGACGGACGGACUGGGGGUGUUCUCUCCCACAACCCCUGUCGUGCGGGCUGGGGACGAGCAGAGGCUGGUUCUGAGGAGCGUACGUUACCGGUUCUCUCUUUGGCUGAGACCCUGUUCCGUGUCUUUUGUAGUUUCAGAAGUUUUUUAAGGAAAUGGAAGAAAAUUUGACGAUCUCAAUCACCAGCAUUCAAACAUUUCGGCAAUAAAUUUUACAAAAUCUGGAUUUUUACAGCCUUUCUAUUCACGUUUUGUAGAAAUGAGACAGGGUAUGACUUUAUACUGUUUUUUAUGAAAAGGUUUAUAUUGUUAGUACUCCGAUCACCAGUUUCUAGAUCGAUGAUUUUGCAGUCUUUUCAAUGGUUCACGUUUUUAUAAGAACCCAUCUUUCAGUAACCUUGAAACGUUAUUCAGCCAGAAAAAAAAAAUCACAAGUCUGUAAUCAGGCCUUUUAGAGAGAAGGAUUGUUUAGAAUCGGAGCUGGUUGACAGGGUCCCUUAGAGAAGGGGGGUUCUCCAGGGACGCGCAGGCAGCCGUUCCUUUGCAGCUGUGGCCCAAGGAUCAAAAUGGUGGUUGCAUAGAACCAGUCGCCUGUGUCCACGGUGUGACUUGUGCAGGAUGUACCCAGAGGAUCACAGACAGACAGACAGACAGACACCCUGUGGUCAGGGGGCCUUGGCAGGAUCCAUCUGCUCUGCGGAGAGCACAGCAUUCGCAGUUCCGUUUGUACCUCAAACUCCGGGGAGGAAAAAAAAGAAAAAAAGGUAACGCAACUCAGCUGCCCGCCAGCCGUCCGGACUUACUGUGGCCUCGUCCGUGUACUCUGUGGGCAGAGCACCUCCUUCGAGCAGCAGGGAGUGGCCUCAGUGGUGGGAGGAGCUUCCCACCCGAGGACAGCUCUGUGCUGUGCACACCCAGGCGCAGGCUGCGUGCCCGGCCCAGCCCAGGGUCUGGCUCCUGGGCGAUGGAGAACGGGAGGAAAUGCACGUUACGCUGAGCGGCAGUGGUGCCACCCAGCUGCCCUUUCACUCGUGGUGUUUGAAGGGAACUGGUCACAGAAAACUCGGUGCAGUGGGGGUGUUUGCAAUCCGAUCGGAAGUAGACCGCGCGCACCGACGUUGAGGCUGUGGGCACAGGCCCUCGCCCCACGGCGCCUGCCCCUGGCGGCGCCGGGAAUCCAGACCGCAGAACGUGUGACGGCGCGGAGGGACGGUGUCUCUGGUCCAGUGCGCAGAGUUUGUCUUGGCCUCUGGGGGCCUGGCAUUUACCUCCAUUAAAGUGAUGGUGAGGUGAGAUGCUGAAUGAAUAGAAUGAGGUCCGUGCCAGAGAGCAGCCGUCAGAUGCAGACAGCACGGGUCCCUUCUCCCACUCAGACCUUUCCAUCAGCAUCAACGCCUCCAUGUGCACGUCCGAGGUGGCAUUACCUUUGGGCAUUUUCCUCCAUUAUACAGAACAGCGUUCGUCCCGCCAGGGUGGUGGUGGGUCCCACAAGGGGGGUGUUGGCUCGCGCGUCACGGAGUUCCGUCCUCUGAGCAGCGUCGUCUAAGGGGACGUGCUGCCCGUGGUUUUGAUGUGCACGGCCCUUCCCGAUCAGAUGUAGAAGUGCCUCCGGGAAACGCCUUCUGUCUGUCCCCGACGGGCGCUAAGUUGGGAAACAGUUUCGUCUGAAGUUCUGUCCCGAGAGCCACCCUCGGCUGGUUCCGCGUGGAGCCCCGCGGAGCCUCCCCGCCCCCUCCCCCGUGCGGCCGGCCCCCCAGUGCACUUUACUUCCUGAGCAGUUCCGCUUGAUCUUGGUUGACUUGGAGCCUUUUAAGUGGUUUCAGUAAUAAAAUUCGAAAUGUCUUGGAAUUAUGUUUCCUGUAUCACCAGACUUUGACUUGUUAUUUAAAUGAAUAUGUGUGAUGUAACUUUUUUCUUUGAAUCGUAUAAAACUUCUUUGAUUUGCAAACUGGA